CGGAACGGUCGUUGACUUGCGUGUUGAAAACUGAAAUUGAUCGAUGUUGCAUCAGUCGAUCGUGGGAUUCCUCCGUGCUCUGGAAGUUAGAAGCUCAACUCUCCAAUUCACAGACCCUGGGGCUUAAGAUGACGUGGUCCCUUGUGGGGAUCUGCAUCAUUAUAUUGUGUUUGUCAUCACUCGUAGAGGUUCGCUCUGAUUCGCUGUGCACCGAAAAAAUCCCAACCAGGAGAAAUGAGAGCAACUGUAAUGCUUACUGCAAUUCUCGGUGGGGCAAAGCCACUCUGGUAAAUAAGCCGUGGGCAAUCGGAAGGUGUCAACAGGACAAAGACGUAAAUCAAACGUAUUGUACGUGCAGAUUCAAUGAUAAAGACCUUCAAACGUUUUUUCCUACAAGAUGCAUUGCUACCGGAACCUAUGCACCAUUGAGCACAAAAAAAGCGUUGGCUGAAGAAGAAUAUCAGAGUCAAGUUUCUCAAAUGAAAGUGGAAAAAGUAUUUGCCUUAUACAUCACGGCCUACGGAAAAAAGUACCGAUCAAAAGAAAAACAAAACAGAUUCGAGAUUUUCAAAGCUAAUUUGAACGUGAUAAAAACGUUAAAUGCUGAGAACAGGCGAAGAGGCAAUCCAGGCAAUCUUCUUUUCGGCAUUGGCCCUUUCACCGAUCUAACUAGUGAAGAAUACGUGUCGUACAUGGGAUUCCUGGAGAGGUCUCGGGUCGUGGUCGAGCCGAUCGGACAAAGCCUCGCGCCUCGUAUGCUGGAUCGCUUUUGGAAGUCAGAUAGUUCCAAAAAUCGCGGUUCCGGUUCUAUGCCCAGGAGGGAACGAUCACACUCCCCAGCUCCGACCCCCAAACGAAGUAAAUCCCGGGACAGGAAAAGCGGGGAUCAACCCGGAGAUGACAAUAAGUCCAGGGGUUGGUGGGGUCGCUCCAAAGAUGACCCCAAGUCCAGGAGUCGCUCCAAAGAUGAAUCCACGUCCUGGUUCCGCUCCAAUGAUGGCUCCAAGUCCAGAGGACGCUCGGAGAAAAAUGAUGCCUCCAAUCCGAGGGGUCGCUCGUCCUCCGUUCCGGUCAAAAACGCUCCUCCUUCGCUGUCACGAGAGAAUCCGUCGAGGUCAAAGUCAGCACCUCCGCUGAGGCGGAGGAAGAGAGAUCGCCUUUGGGUCGGCAUGGACCUACCUGCUCCCGACCCUUCUUCUGAUCCGCCUCCGGAAUUUCCACCGGAACCGGUCAAUAACCCUACUUUCACCAAUCCAACCCAUCUCGAUGGGCCUGAGCCCGAAAGUUCCAGCUCCACAGCUGCCAGCACGUCUAGAGCGCGGGUGACUCCCUGGAUUGGCAAGGAUCCCGAGGGAGACCCCGAGAUGGACUGGCGUGAUCCCGCGGAUAUCUACCCGGAGCCACGAAAUCAGGUUGUGGGGGAACACAGAUGUCGAAGUUGUUGGGCUUUUGCUGUGCUUGGAGCUGUCGAGAUCCAUUGGGCAUUGGAUGAAAACAAGGUCACUCAACUCUCCGCACAAGAUCUGGUCGAUUGCGUGGAGAAAAACUCUGGCUGCGCGGGUGGUAAUAUAGACGUCGCACUGAAACACAUGUUUUUCCACGGAGUGUCAAAAGAAGAGGAUUACCCUUACAAGGCCGUAACGGGUGAAUGUAACAAACGAAUCAAACGGUAUUUGAAGAUCGAAGAUUUCGAGAGGGUAAAAACUCUGAAACAAAUUGAAGAUACAGUGGUCUACAGCCCCCUUCCAACAUCCCUACAUUCACCAAAAGAACUCCAACAUUACGUAUCAGGCAUUUACAACUCGGAUAAUUGCUCUAAUGAUGCGAAUGUCAUCAAUCACGCUGCAACUAUUGUUGGCCAUUACGAAGAGGCAUGGAUUGUACGGAACACCGCGGGUCCUAAUUGGGGUUUACAGGGUCACUACUUGGUCGAGAAAGGAAAAUGUGGAAUAGGCAUUGACACGUAUGCAGUCUACAGCCCUUAUGAGAUAGAGGAUCAGCAGUAAAGCAGUCCUUAGCCUUCAGAAAAACCAGUCUCGUUCGUUCAACGCCUCUUGACGCCUAUUGUGCUUCAUUAUCGCAUUUGUAAUGAUUACCACAAAUUAUUUUUUAUACAAUUUUUAAA
Bemisia tabaci is the source of this 2125-nucleotide messenger RNA. RefSeq lists its product as uncharacterized. Lineage: Eukaryota; Metazoa; Arthropoda; Insecta; Hemiptera; Aleyrodidae. Gene Ontology annotation, biological process: proteolysis. Gene Ontology annotation, molecular function: cysteine-type peptidase activity. The record is from RefSeq and is a predicted model, not a curated record.